AUGGGUGCUUCCGAAUCACGGUUGCGGGUAGACGACUCGAACGAAGCGCCACGACAGGGCUAUCACGUCGUCCGCGUCGCCGCGGGUUCCCCGGCACACCUGGCAGGCAUCGAACCGUUUUUCGAUUUCUGCGUUGGCCUGGACGGUGUGGCGCUCGAUCCGACCAAGGAUGUCGACGGAGGAGCCGACUCGACCGGCUUGGGCGCAUGGAAGAGCCUGGAAGAGCGGGAGGGUACGCAAGUGACGCUCAACGUAUGGAACUCCAAACGGCAGCAGCUGCGCCAGGUCAGCCUCGUACCUUCGCGUCAGUGGUCUUCUCAACCUUCCACCAGCAGCAUCAACGGGACCAGCUCGGAAGCCAAGUCACAACCUUCGCUGCUCGGGCUGUCGCUGAGGCUAUGCAAUCCUUCUCAGGCGCUUUCACACGUAUGGCACAUCCUCGAGAUCCUCGAAGGAUCUCCUGCCGAGUCGGCUGGUUUGGUCCCGUUUGGCGACUUUGUCAUCGGUUGGCCUGGAGGAGUGCUGCAAGCAGAAGGCGACUUCUACGAGCUCGUCGAAGCACACACUGACCGCGCUUUGCGGCUCUACGUAUACAACUCGGAUUUUGACAACACGCGAGAGGUCAUCAUGAUUCCAAACCGCGAGUGGGGAGGGGAAGGAUUGCUAGGCUGCGGCGUGGGAUACGGUCUGUUGCAUCGCAUUCCAAAACCUCAAGACUUGCCCCAGGUCCCGCCAGAGCUCUCGUCGCGCCAAGAUGAAGAGCAAGGAAUUCCCGAAGACCAGCUCAAGACGCCGCGUAUCGGCGGACCGCCCUCCGUAUUCGCUACACCCGGAGCCAAUUCUCACUUUGACGAGGACGACUUCAGCACGCCCCUCGCCAACCCUUCUAACGUCCAGGCACGAGCAGCCACUUCGAACGGCUUCCAAGGCCGCGAGCUGUACAGCAGCAGUCACGAUGAAGAAGAUGAGGACGACUACGAGGCGAAUCGGUCCGGUGUCACUGUCAGCAUGCGCCGUGAAGAAGACGACGAAGAGCACGACGAUGUGGCCGACUUGGCUUGA
Sporisorium graminicola is the source of this 1062-nucleotide messenger RNA. RefSeq lists its product as uncharacterized. NCBI's taxonomy places the organism in Eukaryota, Fungi, Basidiomycota, Ustilaginomycetes, Ustilaginales, Ustilaginaceae. Gene Ontology annotation, molecular function: protein binding. Bases 1 to 1062 code for a protein of 353 amino acids. Gene Ontology annotation, biological process: Golgi organization. Gene Ontology annotation, cellular component: Golgi apparatus. The record is from RefSeq and is a predicted model, not a curated record. The transcript has a single exon.